CUUUACCCCUCUCCCCUCCCCUGUUUUUAAACCCUCUGUUUCUCCCACCAAAACCGCAUACCCUCCGACCAAACAUGAACAAGAGCUCAAAGAAUCAAGUGAUGGUAGAAAUUGAGGAUCUAAAACCACUAAGAAACAGGAUUGUGGACGGAGCAAUGAGUCCGAUGAGCGAAACGCUAUGGAAAGCGAACACAGAGAUUGAAGUCGUCGAGGAUGUUUACGCAAAGCUAACGUGGGAGGAUCUGACUGUCACUGUUUCCGGAGGCAAAGGAGGAACGGUGAAGGUGCUGCAGGGGUUGACAGGGUACGCUGAGCCUGGAACGCUAACGGCGCUGAUGGGGCCCUCCGGGUCUGGGAAGUCGACAAUGCUUGAUGCGCUGGCGAGUAGAACCGCGACGAACGCUUUUGUUUCGGGCAGUAUUUCGGUUAAUGGGCAUAAGACUAAGUUGUCUUUUGGCACUGCUGCCUAUGUGACUCAAGAUGACAACCUACUCGGAACUCUAACAGUAAGAGAAACAAUCACUUACUCCGCUUACCUUCGCCUCCCCAAUAACAUGGAGAGGGAGAAAAAACAAGCAUUAGUCGAAAGCACAAUUACCGAAAUGGGUCUUCAAGACUGUGCAAACACUGUUAUUGGUAACUGGCAUUUGAGAGGAGUAAGCGGAGGAGAGAAGAGAAGGGUCAGCAUUGCUUUAGAAAUCCUCAUGAGGCCGAGAUUGCUCUUUUUAGAUGAACCCACUAGUGGCCUUGACAGUGCAUCGGCAUUCUUCGUGACGCAGACUCUAAGAGCUCUAUCAAGAGGAGGGAGGACAGUGAUAGCUUCAAUUCAUCAACCAAGUAGUGAGGUUUUCGAGUUGUUUGAUCGAUUGUAUUUGCUCUCAGGUGGUAAAACUGUCUAUUUUGGACAGGCGUCAGAAGCUUGCCAGUUCUUUGCACAAGCUGGGUUUCCUUGUCCAACCCUGAGAAACCCAUCUGAUCAUUUCUUAAGGUGCAUUAACUCUGAUUUCGACAAGGUGAAGGCUACUCUAAAGGGAUCAAGAAGAACGAGGAUUGACAGGAAUGAUGACCCUCUAGAGAGAAUGACUACAGCUGAAGCUAUACGAACUCUAACAGAAUUCUAUAAGCAAUCUCAGUACAGUUCAGCAGCCAGAAAGAAAGUAGAGGAGAUCUCGGGAGUUAAAGGAACGAUGUUACACUCACAAGGAAGCCAGGCCAGUUUCAUUCUACAGGCUUUUACCCUAACCAAACGCUCGUUUGUGAAUAUGUCAAGAGAUUUUGGGUACUAUUGGCUGAGACUAGUGAUAUAUCUACUUGUGACAAUUUGCAUAGGGACCAUCUAUUUCAACAUUGGAACCGGAUAUAACUCGAUCAUGGCAAGAGGAUCUUGUGCUUCAUUCAUAUUUGGUUUCGUAACUUUCAUGUCUAUCGGAGGUUUUCCUUCAUUUAUCGAAGAUAUGAAGGUUUUCCACAGAGAACGCCUUAAUGGGCAUUACGGUGUAUCAGCAUUCGUUAUAAGCAACACUCUCUCUGCCAUGCCAUUUUUAGUAUUGAUAACGUUUCUCUCUGGAACGAUAUGCUACUUCAUGGUACGGCUUCACCCGGGCUUUGUGCACUAUUUGUUCUUCGUGAUGUGCCUCUAUGCAAGCGUUACAGUGGUUGAGAGCUUGAUGAUGGUGAUAGCAAGCGUGGUGCCUAAUUUCCUCAUGGGAAUUAUAGUAGGAGCUGGGAUUCAGGGAAUCUACAUGUUGGUCUCUGGUUUCUUUAGGCUCCCAUAUGAUAUCCCUAAGCCUCUCUGGCGAUAUCCGAUGUCCUAUGUCAGCUUUCAUUUUUGGGCAAUUCAGGGGCAAUACCAAAAUGAUCUGAAGGGUCUCAUGUUCGAUAACCAAAUACCUACUCUACCGAAGAUCUCAGGAGAAUACAUACUAACAAAUGUGUUCCAGAUCAAUGUAAACCGAUCAAAAUGGUUGGACUUAUCAGUUUUGUUCUGUAUGAUCAUAAUCUAUCGCAUAUUGUUCUUCAUCAUGAUCAAGAUCAGUGAAGACAUAAGUCCAUGGAUUAGAGGGUAUAUUGCACGGAGAAAGCUACAGAAGAAGAGUGAGCAUGUAGUGAGCUCAUCAAACAAUCUUGCUAAAAGGACACCUUCCUUCAGCAACUAUGUCAUUAGCUUAGCCUCAAGCUCCACAAGCAGAUGAUUGAAGAUAUUAAGGGAGAUUCUUACACUUUAAUUGAGGAAAUGUUUGAUUAUUUAGGGAGUUAAUGGUUACAUUUCAACCAAUUGUAAUAUUAUUAAGUACAUUUGAUACUUUUUUCAUUCAAAGAAACAUUGUGUACA
Messenger RNA from Asparagus officinalis (garden asparagus), 2332 nucleotides. RefSeq names its product ABC transporter G family member 11-like. The record is from RefSeq and is a predicted model, not a curated record. Gene Ontology annotation, cellular component: membrane. Bases 75 to 2192 code for a protein of 705 amino acids. The transcript is spliced from 10 exons. Gene Ontology annotation, molecular function: ABC-type transporter activity; protein binding; ATP hydrolysis activity. Lineage: Eukaryota; Viridiplantae; Streptophyta; Magnoliopsida; Asparagales; Asparagaceae.